Molecule: messenger RNA, 2833 nt
Organism: Hylaeus anthracinus
Lineage: Eukaryota; Metazoa; Arthropoda; Insecta; Hymenoptera; Colletidae
Gene: Ciao1
Product: probable cytosolic iron-sulfur protein assembly protein Ciao1
Exons: 5
Coding region: 346-1254 (302 amino acids)
Biological process (GO): iron-sulfur cluster assembly
Cellular component (GO): mitochondrion; cytosolic [4Fe-4S] assembly targeting complex; cytoplasm
Molecular function (GO): protein binding
Source: RefSeq, a predicted model, not a curated record
UUAUCUUGUAUGAAAUGUAGAUUCGAUUCAAUUUAUUUAUUAUCAAUAUUAUUUUACUUGUCCAAGCAACAAUAAAACAUCAUCUUCCACAAAAUCAAGCAUAUAUCAAAUUAUUUCACAUAAGCGAAAUUUAUUCGUAUUUUUUACGACUUCUCGUCUUGACGGGAAUUGAUUCGUGGUUACACGGUGCACGUGGUAUUUCACCAAGGAUACAUUUUUUUAUCAUUUGUAUUCACCAACUUGUGAUAAGUGAUUGCAAAGUACAUGCAUAAUUACGCAUUUCAACAAUUCAUUUUGUUGUAACCUGGGAACAGAGUACCGUCAAAACGAUUAUCGUUUACAUAAAUGUUUAGGCAUUUCACUGGAUUGGCGCGUGGCUACAAAAGUUUAAGUUAUACCAUAGCGAAAGAUUACUACAUCCUGCGUAAAAUGAGCGGAGUAAAUCCUAAUACAGCUGGGAUUCCUCUGACACAAGUUUUAGACGCGUUGAAAACGUUUGCUGAUCUACCCCUCGCAGCAUCAUGGGAUAACGUGGGACUGCUCGUCGAACCUACGGAAGAAAAACUGAUCUCGCAUAUACUUUUAACGAACGAUCUAACCGAAGAUGUGAUGCACGAAGCCUUAAAUUUAAAAAUUGACAUGAUCGUUACGUAUCAUCCGUUGAUAUUCGCACCAAUGAAGUCUGUAACAACUCGAUCGUGGAAGGAGAGAAUCGUGGCCAAAUGUUUAGAAAACAAAAUAGCUGUGUAUUCACCGCAUACCACUUUCGAUUCGGUAAAAGGUGGCGUAAACGAUUGGUUGGCAUCGGCAUUCAAACAUGUACUUAGCAGUAGCAAACCGAUAGAAGCGAAUGAAACCAAUAGCGAGUAUGGUUUCGGACGAUUCUGCACUUUGAAAAAGAAAAUCGCUAUCGAGCAAGCUGUGGAAUUGGUGAAAGAGCUCACCGGCUUGGAACACGUGAGAUUGGCGCGUGCUCGUCAAACAGAUGGUUUGAUCAGCACUGUUGCAAUUUGCGCUGGGUCUGGGGCAACCGUUUUGAAGGAUCAGUCCGCCGAUCUGUACCUCACAGGGGAGAUGUUGCACCACGAUGUCCUCGAUGCGGUACACAAGGGAGUCAACGUCAUAUUAACGAACCAUUCCGAUUCCGAGCGUGGUUUUCUAAAAUCGUUUUCUUGCACCUUGCAUGAUAUGCUAAACAAAUCUGUGAAAGUGAGCGUAUCCUUAAGGGACGCGGAUCCUCUGAAAACUGUUUAAUUACACGAGUAAAAGGUGAGACCAGUUACCAUUAACGAGGGAUGAAAUUUUUGGUUGUCGUAUGUGAUAAAAUUUUAUUAUUAAUAUUAUAAAUUAUUCUGUCCGGUUUACGGAUUGACCAUUUUUAUUUCAAUCCGGUAAAAGGUGAUCGGAGAAAUAUUGGGAAGUAAAUACAUAAAAGAAUUUCAGCUACAACAGAAACAGCAUUUUACACAGGUUUUGGUAUAACGAGAUCUUACACUAACUCGCAAUUAAUCUAUGAACAUGUGUAACCGUUAGAAUUUAUUCCUUUAUUUUGAUUAAUGAAAUCUUGGUUCGUCAUUCGCCCGUUUUCCAUUGCUCCAAUUGUUUUCCCAUUCACUCGUUAUUCACUCAUGGCGGUUACAAGGAAAACCAGACUUCGACGACGCUUCGUUGAAAACUUAUCUAAAUAAAAUAACAACAGUCGUUAUUCUGGUCCGAUUGGAACGAUUUCAAUUUAGGUCCACGCGUCCAAUUUUGGUAUCUCAAUGCAUCUUUUGAGCUCGACUCGUGUUUUUGCUCGUCGACAGAUAAAAAAUUAUUCGCUCGGUAGCAGCCACGGUAAAUGUAAUCUGACUUACAAGUAUUAUACAACGUAGGUAUAGUUAGUACAACUCUAACAACUCGUUUCUCGCAUUAUUUUUACGAUGCUGUGUGUGAACACCGACAACGAAAUGCGUAAUAUACGAUGAACACUUUAUAAAUUGCGUUUUGUUCUACGUCACCGUUCACGGUGUGGAAGUAUACCCUGAGCUCGGAUGCCCAAAAUUGUGGAUCGUGUCAGCCGUUUACUCUGUGCUGGGAUAGUUCGGUAUACCUUUCGUAAAUAAUUCCAUAUGAUCCUAGCAUGAACGUAGCCCAGUAUACAUUUUUCAAUUUUCUCGAAGAGACGGUUCUUUCGUUUUAGAUUUAGAUACAUAUUCGGUUGUCCGGAAAGUCCAUGUCGAUUUUUGGUAGGUGGUACAGGCCUGAAUACAUUGAAGUGGUUGAAAACAAAUAACAUGUAUACGUCCCUUAACACGUUGACCGGCAAACGAAUAUUCUUAAAAAUUUCUGCUAAUAUUAAAUAUUAUUUAGACUACUGAAAUCUAUGUGAUCAAACAUUUAUCGUGGUAUUUAUUUUUCUAACUACAUCAGAAUUCAUGAAUUUCAUUUAAAUUCAUCUCCUUUGAUGUCAACUUUUCAGAAUUAAUCUUUUUAGUUGUUGAGUGAAACCCAUACAUGGGUGACAUGGCAAUCUACAUCCCUUAAAAUGUGAAAAGGUUGUGGAACAAAAUGGCACCUAUGUAAUUCAAUAAAUGUAUAUUAAAAUUCAAACGUGUUUUUGAAUUUUUCUUAGAAAUUGCCACGAACUUUCUGGACAACCUAAUAGUCGCGUAGUAUUAGUAGACGAAACAAAUUAACAGAAGAAAAAGAACGGAUUGCUGUGCUUUUUCUCGAUGUCAACGUCACGUCAGGGCCGGCUUAAGGACACGCGACUCCUUUAGGCCAUAGUGGUUAACACUGGAACUACCAAGCAAGGGUUGAAAGGUUGUUAAAUAAAGUAUAUACAAAUUUU